AUGAAAAUUGUAACAGCAACAAAUGUGAGAUAUUGUGGAAAUGUAUCAAGUCAUUACACUUACGGUAUCAAUUUAUCAAAAUUUCUCUUUUUACCUUUCGCCGAAAGUUUGUCUCUUCGAAAAGACACUCGAAUGACAUUUGUCUCGCACUCGAUUGAUCUGAUCAGCAUAAUAAUAAAAGCAUAUGAACUUCCACUUCAAACGAAGGAGAAAAAUACUGUUAUGUUAUGGGCUUCUGUACAAAAAGAAAUUGUUUUCCUUUCACAGUCUCUUACACGGAAGUACCGAUUUCUGUCGUAUCAGAAAUUUGUGAGUUGUUACAAAGUUAGUGCUAGAGAUAAAACAAAACAUGAUGAAAUUAUGUUCAAAGUCAAUUUUUCAGCUAACGAACAGAGAAAUCUUUCCACGAUCGAUGAUUCAACUGACAAAUAUAAAGUUAAAAACAUUUGCAAUCACAUUAUGAAUCCAUUCGCAGAAGAAGCAAUGAAACACUUUAGUGCUAUGGAAUAUCAAUCUUGUUCGUCAAUUAAACCUCUGACGUCAAUCGAUCAAAAUUUUGAAGACGAUACUGCAAGGCUGAUAAUUCAUGAAGAGCGAAUAAGUCAAUUUUACAAUGAAUCAAUUCAAUCAGGAUUUUCAUGCUGCUAUCGGAAAGCUUUACGACUAGAAACUGCCGAAUUGCCUGACUAUCAAUUACAUUAUUACAAAUGCAAAAAAUUCAAGACAAAUCAUCUGCUUAAACCAGAUGAAGAAUUUUUGCUCGUGAAAUGUUCAGCUUAUGAAAAUUCAGAGAAAAAAUUGAUUUACGUAAAUGGCCACUCAGUUGUAAGAAUGAAAGAAAAAGUGAGGAAGAGAAUUGAAAACGCAACAGAAAACAAAUUCAGCGUACUUUUGUUGGGACUUGACAGCAUGUCAAGAAUGCAUUUCAUACGAUCUAUGCCAAAAUCAUUCGAUCACCUAAGAAAUUCUGGCUGGUAUGAAUUAGCAUUCUACAAUAAGGUCGGUGAAAAUACUUUUCCUAACUUAGCCUCAAUCAUGACCGGUAAAAGUUUCGAGGACAUUGAAAAUAUUCCAAAUAACAAAAAACUCGGCGGGCUUCAAGUCCUUCGUUUCAUUUGGGACGAUUUCAAAGAUGCUGGCUAUGCGACCAUUUUGGGUGAAGAUAAUAUGUCGUACAGUACAUUCAUCCAUCUCAGAGAAGGCUUCAUUGAGCAACCUGUUGAUUACUAUUUUCAUCCUUACGCAAUACUGUUGGAGAAGAACUUAAAUACAAGUGAAUGUGAUUAUUUAAAUCCAUAUUUUGAAUACAGAGCUUUCCUAGGCUUUCAAUAUUACAUCGAUCAUCUCUAUCAAUAUGCGUAUGACUUUUUGAGAAUGUUUAAAAAUAAACCUUCAUUCGGAUUAAUAUGGUCAGGUUCAUUCACACACGAUGACAAUAAUUUACCAUCAUCGAUGGAUGAUAAAAUUUUAGAUUAUUUGAGAAAGCUUGAUGAACUGGAGAUUCUUGAAAAUUCGAUUGUUAUUUUCUUCAGUGAUCACGGAAUUCGUUAUGGCCACACACGUGAACAUUUUCUUGGGUGGGUGGAGGAACGUUUGCCAUUCUUUUUUAUUUGGGUUCCAAAAAAACUUCAAGUUUCUCAUCCAGAAAUAGCAAGGAAUCUGAAAAAGAAUGAAGAUCGACUUUUUUCUCCUUAUGACGUUCACUUGACUUUGAAACAUAUUCUUCAAUUGGUGGAAGGAACUGAAAAUAAUUAUAACGAAUGGAAUGUCACUUGCCCUGAAUGUCAAAGUAUAUUCGAAGAAAUUCCGAUCAAUCGAGUUUGCGAAGAUGCUGGAAUAACUGAAGAGUGGUGUGUUUGUAAAAGCUUUGAAGAAGUUCAGUUAGAUUCAAUUUUAACGAACACAAUUGCCAAUAUAGUUGUAGAUAAGCUAAAUGAGGAUCUUUCUGUGCAUCCCGAAUGUUCUUAUUUAAAAUUGAACUCCAUUCGUUCAAUACGUAAAGCAGAAUUGUUGAAAUCUUCUGCAAGUGUUGCUGAUUAUCUUAUAAUAUUUGAUGUGACACCUUCAGAAGCAGUAAUCGAGGCGACUGUCCGAUGCAAAGAUUUAACUUGCACUCAUCAUGACAUAAUUGGGUCAGUUGCAAGAAUAAAUGCGUACAGAACUGAUGGCGAUUGUAUUGAUAAUGUUGAACAAAGAAAGUUUUGUUAUUGUAUUUGA
This is a messenger RNA of Clunio marinus, 2217 nucleotides long. The record is from the annotation of a GenBank genome assembly. Lineage: Eukaryota; Metazoa; Arthropoda; Insecta; Diptera; Chironomidae.